Molecule: messenger RNA, 1272 nt
Organism: Anoplopoma fimbria (sablefish)
Lineage: Eukaryota; Metazoa; Chordata; Actinopteri; Perciformes; Anoplopomatidae
Gene: foxe3
Product: forkhead box E3
Biological process (GO): anatomical structure morphogenesis; regulation of transcription by RNA polymerase II; cell differentiation
Molecular function (GO): DNA-binding transcription factor activity, RNA polymerase II-specific; RNA polymerase II cis-regulatory region sequence-specific DNA binding
Source: RefSeq, a predicted model, not a curated record
AUGAAUCUGGCAAAUUAUUCUUACUACUCUGGCAUGUGCAACAUGACCGCAGAGACGCAGCACUCGCCCUCCGAGGCAAGUCCUGUUGUCAUGUCUCCAAACGUCAGCCUGGACUCCCCGCUGCCUCCGCCGCCUCUGAUGCUGCAGGCCCGGUCCAACAAGGACAACGUCCUGAUCAAGUCGGAGCCCCGGGGGACCAGUCCAGACACGGAGGACGGAGGAGCCGCCGCCCUGGGACAGACCGAGGAGCACCUGCCUACCGGGAGCCGCCGGAGGAAGAGGCCCGUCCAGAGGGGGAAGCCUCCCUACAGCUACAUCGCCCUCAUCGCCAUGGCCAUAGCCAACUCCCCCGAGAGGAAGCUCACCCUGGGGGGCAUUUACAAGUUCAUCAUGGAGCGUUUCCCUUUCUACCGGGAGAACUCCAAGAAGUGGCAAAACUCCAUCCGCCACAACCUCACCCUCAACGACUGUUUUGUGAAGAUCCCCCGGGAGCCCGGCAGGCCGGGUAAAGGCAACUACUGGACCUUGGACCCGGCCGCAGAGGACAUGUUCGACAACGGGAGCUUCCUGAGGAGGAGGAAGAGAUUCAAGCGCACGGAUGUGAGCACCUACCCGGGCUACAUGCAGAGCUCCAGCGCCUUCACUCCGACCCCGAUGGGCAGGCCGUCGUACCCGAACACCCUCUACGCGGGGAUAGGCUCCGGGUAUGGCUCUCAGCUGGCGGCAGCAUCCCCGCAUCCGGCCAUGCUGCAUCACUACCAGAGCUCCGGCCAAGGACAGCCGCGCAUGUUCAGCAUCGACAACAUCAUCAGCCAGCAGACGGUGGCGCAGAGCGGGGACAUGAGCUCCUCCCAGGCGCUGGGGCUGGGGCUGGGGCUGCACGGUGGAGGAGACCUGGGCAACAUGACCUCCAGCUGCUCGGUCACCGGCAACGACCCGUCUGCGUGCUUCCAGAGCCAGACAGUCAACCCGUCGGCCAACAUGCUGUGCAGAAACAGCGGGAACCUCUCAUCCAACCUGGCCGCCGCCGCCGGGUACCCGUACCCGUCAUCGGGCUCUCCUCCUCACCUGCCCGCCAUGACCCAGGCUGGGUUCUCUCCGGGCUCUCAGGUGUACUGCUCCGGUAAUAGGCUGUCCCUGCCGGCCCUGCGCCCGGGCUCCUGCGCCGAGCACACGGAGCAGCUGCUGGGCCUCUCCGGCCCCAUGAACUCCUACAACAACACCUACAUGAGACAGGCCAACUUUGCGUCAGGGUUAGAGCGCUAUAUGUGA